This is a messenger RNA of Chelmon rostratus (copperband butterflyfish), 4034 nucleotides long. It is a transcript of the gene ccdc85cb, whose product is annotated as coiled-coil domain containing 85C, b. Gene Ontology annotation, cellular component: apical junction complex. The record is from RefSeq and is a predicted model, not a curated record. The coding region runs from base 673 to 1899 and encodes 408 amino acids. NCBI's taxonomy places the organism in Eukaryota, Metazoa, Chordata, Actinopteri, Chaetodontiformes, Chaetodontidae. The transcript is spliced from 7 exons.
GGGAGGAGGAGGAGGAGGGGGCCCGACGCUAAUUCCGAACUGGCUGGCUGAGAGGGGCUGGAGUCCUCCGUCCACCGACACAGCGGCUCGGCAAAGAGGCUUAUCCGAGGAGCGUUGCUGACGCGUUCAGGAGAGCACCGCCGGUAAAAAGUGCGCUUUUAGACGGGUCGUGUUUAUUUUACGAAUUUUCACCUUUCUGUUCAAAUUCAGAUUUCGCAAACGUUAGCAUUUUACUAUUUGCUCGGCUGAAUUUGAAUGGAGCGAUGUCCAGCGGAGACGGCGCACAUUGCGAUGGGACGCGGGUUGUUGUGCUGACGGGACUCGGCGCCGGGGACCAGGACCUGAUCGAAAAUCACUGGUAAUCGAUCUCAAAUCAUGUGUCGUCGUUAUUGACGGAAUGCGAGAAGCAGCGGUUGUGUCCGAGACUCGUGCAGGAUUUUUACCUUUAAAAGAUUAGCGAGGGCAUUCAGUUCAUGCACGGGUUGCCAUAGCAUCACAUUAAUAUUUUCCUUUUCAUCACCGGCCUGUUGAAGAGGAGGGCAGAGCGAUACUUUCACGUUUUGAACGAUGCAUUUGAACACGAUUCCGCAAAUGAGGCUCGGUUAAAUGAGUUUUGACAGUUAAUUUCAAGCCGCCGUUUCAAAGAACUGAGACUCACAGCCAAAGACAGUCAUGGCUAAAAAUCCGUCCGAGGGAGCGAAGGAUGAUCUGAGCCAGCUGACGGACGAGGAGCUGCUGCGGUGCAGCAAAGACGAGCUGGUCCGGAGAUUGAGGAGGGUCGACAGCGAGAAGAUGAACUUGAUGAUCGAGCACGGCAACAUGAUGAAAGACAUCAACCGGCGGCUGCAGGUGCACCUGCACGAAAUCCGGAGCCUGAAGGAGAUCAAUCAGAAGCUGCAGGAUGACAACCAUGAGCUGCGGGAGCUCUGCUGCUUCCUGGACGACGACCGACAGAAGGGCAAGAAGCUGUCCCGGGAGUGGCAGCGCUUCGGCCGCUACACCGCCAGCGCCAUGUGGAAGGAGGUGGGCACCUACAUGAUGAAGCUGAAGGAGCUGGAGGCCAACCAGGACACCGUGUUGAGGGAGAACUCUGAGCUGAAGGAGAUCAUCCUCAUGCUGGACGAGGAGAGGAACGGAGCCGGGUCCAGGAGCUCCAUAGACAGUCAGUCCAGUUUAACCAACCUGAACGGUGGCAGCGGCACGGUCAGGGAUGUGGGAGACGGGAGUAGCACGUCCAGCACAGGUAGCGCAGGGAGCCCCGAUCACCACAAUCACAACCACAUACACAAGCCCACCUCAGAGAACAGUAAGUUGGGCCCCACCAUGAGGAGGUCCAUGGAUGACCUGUCAGCACCGCACCAUCACAGGAGCAUCCCCAAUGGACUUAAUGAUUCCUCCUCCAACUACAUCAGGCAGCUGGAGACUAAAGUGCGGAUCCUGGAGGACGAUAACAACAAGCUCCUCUCGCAGGCUUAUAGCCGGUAUAGUUUAUCACAGAUACAGACGAAAAAGCAGUGUAACCCAGGUGACCUUCGUGCCCUGAGGAAGGGAAUGACCCUCUACCACUCAGAGUCCCAGCUGUCCUCACUGCCCCAGCGCCAGGACGCCAUGCACAUGGGCACUGGCCGUCUCCCAACCAGCGAGUCCUCUCCAGCCACAGGCUACCUGUCCUGCGUCCAGAAGCCUGAGGCCGUGGUGCACGCCAUGAAGGUGCUGGAGGUCCACGAGAACCUGGACAAGCAGGUUCCUGAGGACUAUGAGGACGACCUCAGCGAGAAGGAGAAGGCCAUUGUGCGAGAGAUGUGCAACGUGGUGUGGAGAAAGCUGGGCGAUGCAGCAGGAUCAAAGCUGUCCAUCAGACAGCACCUCUCUGGGAACCAGUUCAAAGGGCCGCUGUAGCAUGGCAACCAGAGAGAGAGAGAGAGAUCAGGAUUUACAGUACCUACACUCGCCUGAAAACACCUCUUACUACCUGCGCCUACACAACCCAUCAUGCCGUGCUCCCUACUGCCUACAGCACCCAGCAUUCUCUUGAGACUGGCUCAGAUAGCAAUUAAAUGGACCUGUUAGUCUGUUAUUCACAUGUACAAACAUGUUUUUAUCUCUCAGAGCUGACGACGCGGUGACAACUGGCAGCUAGUUUCACUAAUUCGCCACUUUUCUUUGUUGAUUUGGAGGCUUCCGGCCACACGACGAUCUCUCUCUGUAAAAGCUGUAAACACACACACCACUUGUAGUCCUUCAUAGCAUAGCUGUGCUACACCAAGCUAGCGAUUUGACAUGGUUUCAAGCACAGACCUGAUGAGGCCGCAGGGGCAGAAAUCGCUUCCCAUGUCGCUGGGAUGUGGAGGCAGCGUUGUGGCGGUAUCUUCAGAUAAGUUUUGAUAGUACCUCCUAUAGAGACCCUAGCUCCUGUCACAUAUAUCGCCCCCUAGUGGUCAACGAGUAUAACUAGCAUUAGGAUUCUAAAGUGUUAACUAAUGUGAAACCCACUGUGACCUAGCGCCUUUUGCUCAUAAGACAAGUCUAUGGAUAAUAAAGUCUAGAGAUCACUGUUAACUUGUGUAUAUUAUGUAUAAAACCAUAGCACUACUUCAUUGUUAUUGUUGAUUUUACUUUUAUCUAUUUUGUAUUCUAGCGUGGCCAUGUGAUCAAUUAUUUAGUUUGAUAAGCACACACAACCAGACCUUAAACAGGGUUUGCUUUUGGUAAAAAAAAAAAUGUAAUCUUCUUUUUGUUUGUUUUUUAUUCUUUUCCAGAUUGAUUGCUAUUAUUCCUUCUCUCUGUAACCUCUGAAAAUGUAUCAAGGCCAUUCUGAAUCAAACCAUCUCCAUGGGCUAAUGGAUAGAUAAUUUUCUUACUUAUUAGCUAAAAUUGUAUGCUGUGUGCAUGCUUGACAAUCAUUUUCUCAGGUUGGGAGGGCUACAGCUUUACCUUCGCCCAUCUGUGAGCGCAAGCGACGGUGUGUGUGUGUGUGUGUGUGUGUGGGCGUGCAUGUGUGUGUGCAAGGAAGAGUGAAUGGUUCUCCUGCAGCUGUAGCAUCUGCCUGUGAAUCCUCUUUUCCUCUAUUGAACCCUGGUUACAGCUCGGUUGAAGACUGCUGAAGGCAUUUGCUGAAUCCAUGCAAAAGGCUUUGUCCCAUUAACGGUGAUGAAACGUUCAAGGCCAAAUACUAAACCCCAAGUUCAGGUUGGAUAACAUUUUUGGAUUGUGCCCAAUUCCUUGUUUAUCAUUUUAUAUCUCAGUCGAUGGGGGGAAAAAGUGCUUUUCCUAAGCUCAGUCCUUUUUUGUUGUCAUGGAUUCAGCAGGUGUGUUUAUGCAGCGCAUGUUUCUUAAAGUUGAAUCUUUUUUUCUUAGAAUAUGAGCGAUAAGUCUUCCCUUAGAUGUCUCCUGAAACACUAACAUUUAAAAAAUGAGUAUUUCUUGAUGUCAGAGUGAACAAACAAUGUUUGUCGAAGUAUUUAUUGCCAGGUGUCAGAUAGAGAUGGGAGAGCUAUCCGAGACUGGACAGUCAUAUUUUAAAUGUAUCAGAUGUAUUAUUUGAUAGAUUAGUUUAGUGACUGACGGCUCCGGCUCUCCCAUCUCUAGUGCUAUUUGUUCCAAAUUAGAACAUUUCUGAGGCUGCCCGCCAUGCAUCUCUGUUCUCUCCAAUAAUGGGUCAAAAUAAAUCGAAGUAUGGUUUUUUAAAAGUGUCCUUUUUUCUAGGAACUAAUUUGAAGCCAUGAUACAAUUUUGAAUACUUUAUAUAUGGCAUUUGAUUUGAAAUGUGCCACAUUUUUUCUGCAUGGUGUUUUGAUUUGGAACACAACUGUCUUUUUUUUUUAAAAACAUCUAUAGUGUUUCUUUUUUCCGGCCUAUAUGCUAAAACCACAGUACAGAAUCCUAGCAUCUACAGUGUAAAUGUCAGUUCCUGUAGUAACUAGCAUGGCUGUAACUUCAUGAAUUUCACUGAUGAGAUGAAUAUUUGGCAGGUGAAAAGAAAACAUGAAAUAGGCCACUUUUAGAAAAAAUUGGGAGAAAAUAAACAAAGUUGG